CCGAGGUCUCUAUCUGUCAUAACGUAAGUCGAGAAUUUCACUUUGGAAAUGGAGUUCAAUAUGCUUAUACCUUUUAGUUUAUUGAAAAAGUUGAACAUUGAAUAUAUGUAGCAAAAAACUUAGUCAAUUGUAGUUACAGUGAUAAAAAUAAGUGAUUCUGAGAAAUAACUAAAUAAAAACUCAUGGAUUGGAUGGCUCAUAAUCAUUCCCGUUCACUUUCUUCUCGACUUGAUUUAGCAAGAGCAACUCAUGCAAGUGAAUUCAUUCCCAGAGUUGUGAAUACAAGUGCAUCCGCCUCACCGAGUUUUUUAAACUCAUUUGCUUCAGUUUCAAAUUCUCCUGUUCUCCAUCCUAUUACAAAAAAAAGUGAAGAAGGUGAAAUAUCAGCACGGGUCACUCCAGAAUGCACAUCUCCACCUUUGGUAAACAAUUCAUCUCUUGUGAUAAGUUCACCUCUACAAACAGAACCAGUGGGUAGUAGCCCACUUUUACCUGCUUACCAAGAAAAUGUUGGUGGAACCACAUAUUUUUAUCAGUACUCCGCUACCCAGGAAAGCCCACAACGUGCAGAAACCCCCUUAAAUACUAGUCUACCAGCAGACUACAGUGUUUAUACUGGAAAAAAAGAACCGUCGUUCUUUCUAUCAGAAGACCUGCGUAACGAUAUUUUAAACCGAAAUGUUUUAACUUUGAUGCAACCUGACCCCUUGCAACACCCCGAUCUUCCUCAAGAGGUAGACAGCUAUCACCAGUUGUUUCCCCUUGAACCCAUACCCAAUACUCUGCACAAAGCUCAUCUGGGCUACCAAGCGUCAAUGUACAAAGCAACCCAUAUUAAAACAGGUGCACACUACUGCUUAAGAAGAAUCCACGGCUUUCGUUUGUCGAAUACAAAAUGUAUGGCAUUCGUUGAGUUGUGGAAGAAACUGAGUCAUUCCAAUAUAGUUCAGCUGAAGGAGGUUUUUACAACAAAAGCAUUUGGUGAUAAUUCAAUGAUAUUUGUUUAUGAUUACCAUCCAGGAUCUGAAACUCUCUUGAACAAACAUUUCUCUCCUGAUCAGCCUGGUUAUUCUGAUCCAUUCAUCAAUGACGCUUCAACUCCGAGACCAUACAGCUAUCAAAAGAAUAAUUUGUUGAGACACACUCAAAACAACAAGCUUCCUGAACCUCUAAUUUGGAACUAUAUUAUACAGUUGACUUCUGCUCUCAGAAUAAUACAUACAGCAGGUUUGGCUUGCCGAAGUUUGGAUCCAACAAAAAUCAUUAUCAAUUCUCGAAAUAGGUUAAGAUUAAGUUGUUUAGGGAUAAUGGACGUAGUACUUCAAGAAACGAAUUCAACGAUCAACCACAUAACUCUAGUCCAACAUUAUCAACAAGAAGACUUAUCAGCUCUCGGAAAGUUAGUUCUAGCUCUCGCCUGUAAAUCUACCAUGGCUGUUCAACGUGAGAACAUAUCUACCGCAUUAGAUAUUGUAGGUCGCUCAUAUACACCGGAUCUUCGAAAUCUCAUCAUGUAUUUGUUAUCUUCUCAACAAAGGAGAAGUGUCACUGAUCUGAUGCCAAUGAUUGGUGCUCGAUUUUAUACUCAACUGGAUAACCUCCACAACCAUAUUGAAGUUCUCGAUAAUGAGCUUUCGAAAGAAAUACAAAAUGGUCGACUUUUCAGGAUCAUGUCAAAAUUAGCCACAAUCAACGAAAGACCAGAUUUCAGUUUGGAAAGUGCUUGGGCAGAAACAGGAGAUAGGUACAUGCUGAAAUUAUUUAGAGACUAUGUUUUCCACCAAGUGACAGAUGAGGGAAGCCCUUGGCUAGAUAUGGCACAUAUUGUUCAGUGCCUCAAUAAAUUAGACGUAGGCGUUCCAGAGAAAAUCAGCUUGGUUUCUCGUGACGAACAAAGCGUAUUAGUAGUCUCUUAUGCAGAACUGAAGCACUGCCUCGAACAAUCAUUCUCUGAGCUCGCUAGUAGUUCUGGAAUCCACCAUGACCUAACAGGUGUUGGCGGAAGGGUUGACGAUAAGCUGUAAUGUGUCUGUGUUACUUACAUGUACCGAGUUGUGAUGUGAACAACUGACGAAAAUGGUUUAACAAUAGUGAUUGUUUACCAAAAAUGUUGUUUUCAAUAAUAUUUGAAAAUGCCCUUGAAGUGAAAGGUUUUUUAUUUGAUAGUUUUUUUAUCACAAAAAAUAUUAUUGAAAACAUUUUUCCAUUUUAAAUUACGGAAUAGAUAUUUUUUGGAUAAGUUAUAUUUUUCUUUAAAAAAAUGUAUUAA
Molecule: messenger RNA, 2269 nt
Organism: Leptinotarsa decemlineata (Colorado potato beetle)
Lineage: Eukaryota; Metazoa; Arthropoda; Insecta; Coleoptera; Chrysomelidae
Gene: PAN3
Product: Poly(A) specific ribonuclease subunit PAN3
Biological process (GO): protein phosphorylation; mRNA processing; nuclear-transcribed mRNA poly(A) tail shortening
Cellular component (GO): P-body; PAN complex
Molecular function (GO): ATP binding; protein kinase activity; poly(A) binding
Source: RefSeq, a predicted model, not a curated record